Molecule: messenger RNA, 5886 nt
Organism: Catharus ustulatus (Swainson's thrush)
Lineage: Eukaryota; Metazoa; Chordata; Aves; Passeriformes; Turdidae
Gene: ST8SIA4
Product: ST8 alpha-N-acetyl-neuraminide alpha-2,8-sialyltransferase 4
Exons: 5
Coding region: 352-1431 (359 amino acids)
Biological process (GO): oligosaccharide metabolic process; N-glycan processing
Molecular function (GO): alpha-N-acetylneuraminate alpha-2,8-sialyltransferase activity
Source: RefSeq, a predicted model, not a curated record
CGCCGCAGCGGAUCGGGGCGCGUAGCGGAACUGCUGAGUGCUGCUCGGCGGUGCUCGCUUGAUAACGCGCAGCGGCGCCGCGGAUUCAUCUCCCCGGCCGACGCGAGAGAGCCACCGCUUGCAAGCCCAACUGCUUGGCAGGGCGAGAGACAAACUAAACGCCAAAGAGCCCCCAGCCUCUGCUCCUGCCCGGUUUUAUGUUAUUUUAUCUUCUGUAAUUAUUUCGGGGAAAAAAUAGCAAAAAAAUACAUCGCCGUGGUUUUAGCAAUUCGUGCCGCAUGUGCAGUUGUUCCCAGCACAGCCUUGAUAAACAAAGGAAAAGGGGGAGGGGGCCCGCAUUUCGCAGAAGACAUGCGUUCUGUCAGGAAGCGGUGGACUGUGUGCACCAUAAGUCUCCUCCUCAUCUUCUAUAAGACGAAAGAAAUAACGCGGACCGAGGAGCGCCAGGAGGCACCUCUUGCCGGAGAUGGUGAACUGACUUUGAGUAGAUCAGUGAUCAAUAGCUCUGAUAAGAUAAUUCGAAAGGGUGGCUCCUCAAUCUUCCAACAUGCUGCAGGAGAUUGGAAAAUCAAUUCUUCUUUAGUAAUGGAGAUAAGGAAGAACAUUCUUCAGUUCUUGGAUGCUGAAAGAGAUGUCUCAGUGGUCAAAAGUAGCUUCAAGCCAGGAGAUGUAAUUCAUUAUGUACUGGACAGACGUCGCACUCUAAACAUUUCUCAGGAUUUGCACAGCCUUCUCCCUGAAGUUUCCCCAAUGAAAAAUCGCCGAUUUAAAACCUGUGCAGUUGUUGGGAAUUCUGGCAUCCUUCUAAAGAGUGGUUGCGGAAAAGAGAUUGAUAGCCAUGACUUUGUAAUAAGGUGCAAUCUAGCUCCUGUGCUGGAGUUUGCUGCCGAUGUGGGAACUAAAUCUGAUUUUAUUACCAUGAACCCAUCAGUUGUACAAAGAGCAUUUGGAGGCUUUCGGAAUGACAGUGACAGAGAAAAAUUUGUGCAUAGACUAUCCAUGCUGAAUGACAGUGUCCUUUGGAUCCCAGCUUUCAUGGUCAAAGGUGGAGAGAAGCAUGUGGAGUGGGUUAAUGCAUUAAUCCUUAAGAAUAAAUUGAAAGUGCGAACUGCCUAUCCAUCACUGAGACUUAUUCAUGCUGUCAGAGGCUAUUGGCUGACAAACAAGGUCCACAUUAAACGACCCAGCACUGGUCUCCUCAUGUAUACACUUGCCACCAGAUUUUGUGAUGAAAUUCACCUGUACGGAUUUUGGCCAUUCCCAAAGGAUUUACAUGGAAAACCAGUCAAGUAUCACUAUUAUGAUGAUCUGAAGUAUCGGUACUUUUCUAAUGCCAGUCCUCACAGGAUGCCAUUAGAGUUUAAAACAUUGUAUGUAUUACAUAAUAGAGGAGCACUUAAAUUAACAACAGGGAAAUGCAUACAGCAAUAAAGCACAUGUAAAGUACAAUAAGUAUAGAAUACACAUCUCAUCAUAAAGAUGUUGUGGAAUGGCGUUGGAACCACAGUGGGGAUUUGUUUCAAUACCCAUUAAGUAAUUGGAAAAAGGUAUUAUAUCAGAAGUACAUAACCAGCUAUUAUACCUGUAAAGUGCUAUAUAACUGAGCUAUCUUGACUGCAAAGGUUCAAGUAAGUGCCAUUUUCACUAAGAACAAAGCUUGAAUGUAUGCUCAGUAGUGUUUACAGAAUACAGUGACACAUUCAUCAUGAAUUGAAGAAGAAAAAGAGCCUACCAAUUUGCAACUGUGAUCAGACAGCCCACACAAGAAUACCCAGUAGAUGGAAUAUUUACUUGAGUAAGUAAAUUAGGCUUUGGCAGAAAAUAUUAUGAUGGUUUUAAAUAGAGAAAGUGAAGUCUGUUAGAUCAAACAAAUCAGUAAAUGCCUUCAGUCAGAGAACUGUUUCUGAUAUUGUAUAAUAACCUCACCUUUGCUUGCUGUUUUUCAUACUGCCAUAGGUUGCGUUUUGUUGCUUUUAAGUUUUUGGAGCCUUAAAAGAUUUCAAGGAUGUUAUGAGUAAUUACAUUUUUUAUCUUACAGAUUUGUCUUCAGGAAAAAAGUUUUGUUAAGUGUGGGAAGGUAGAGGGAAACAUCAAAUAUUUUAUUAAGUGUUUUUUGUGUUGUAUCCUGCUGUCAGACAAUCCUUAACAUCCCAAUUGUUUUUCUAGCCACUGUUGUCAGUACUCAUUACAUGAAUCCAUGCAGAUAUCAUUUUGAUGUGUCUUAAAGAGAAGUUUUUCUUUCCUGUACAGAUUUGAAGACAUACGAGAGGAUGCCCUUGUUUUUGGUGCCAAAGAUUACUUUAAUACAUACUUUUUCCUUAUCUUGGAGAAAUGAUAUGGAUUUUUGUUUCUUUGCUGCUUAAGGGAACAUGUUCUUUGUUAUUUAUAUUUUUAAGCAUCUCAGAUCAAAGCCUCUUCACUGACUUCACAUAUAUUUUCUGAUUUCUUCAGAAAAAUCUGCAGGAGUAAAGAAAUUACUUCAUGCAUUCAAAGAUACAUGUGUGUGUAUAUAUAUAUACAAUUUUAUUCUUGGCAGAAAGGAAAAGUCUUAAGAAACUCAGGUGACAGUGGAACUAAAGGAAAAAAAAGACCUUGCCAAUUAAUAGAAAAAAUUGCUGAUCAUACAGUUAUUUUAAACUUCUAAUGCUUUUAAAUUAUCUCUUUGCUUAAUAUACCUGUUUUGUAUUAUCUAGAUGUUCUGACGUGUAACUGACUGAAAUAGUGCAGAGCUACAUUAUCUCACAGUUGUUUUUUUUGAUCAUCAGUCUUGUUUAUCCAAAAAACCAAGAGUUCUUUCACUUCCUUCUUUCCAAAACAAGAGAACAAGAAAUUACAGGAGCAUGGGAGAGGGUGGAGUAUCAGUACAGCAUACAUUAUAAACAAAAUUUGUCAUCCUAUGAUUUUUUUAGUGCUGAAGGGGCACAUACAUGGGUAACAUCAUGGUUUCACAUCUUUCCUGCUAUGCUCGGCUAAGGAGUAUGCAUGCAAGUAUAAUGUAUGGAUAUUUUCUUUUUAUGUUUCCAGAGUUACAUUUGGUUCCAGUCUCCGAAUAUGGUAUUCAGUGUAUCUACUAAAUGUUGAAUUAGUUUCAGCAAUUUCAUAUGUAUCACCAUUCUCACAAACAUUGCUAGCUCUUCCGUUUUCUCCUCUUAAGCUCAUGUAUUUCAUCAUGCAUGAUUGGAGAUCUGCAAUUAUGCAGAUUUGCUAGCUAAAUCACUGCCUUGCAGCCAAAUAUUACAAGAAGUAGAAAGUCAGUUCUGUUAUAUGUAAGACAUAGUAACCAGACUCUCAUAUCUAGGACAGUUUACUUUGGCCACAUGCUAAUGUACAAUAAGCGGUUCAAAGAUGAAUCUCACUGAAAUCAAGGCAUCAUGAGGAACUAAACAGCCAUGCAGACCGGAAUGUGUUAAAUUUGCUGUUAAACCAGAGGGUGCUAUUUGUUCAGUAUGUACACCUUCAUUUUAAUACAAAGUUAUUUCUUCGAUGAAGGGUGAACAUAUUCCUGUUCUUGCUGUUAGGGUUUUGCUACUGUUGAUCUUUUAAAGCAUAUUUCAUAUGCAUUGACAAAACUGUUAUUGAAAUAAAUAAUUCACAGACUGCCAGUCUCUCAGAAACUCAGAGAAACAUCUGCUCAACUCUUCUCUUCUGGGAAUGUUUUUUCUUCUCUUUCGUGUCAGGCCAUCGACAAACAGCAUGCUCAAGUAAUCUAAAAUGCUACCUGACACAUGAUUUUGUUCACCUGUGGAAGGUUUGAAUAUGCCUUGAUUUUUGUUACAUAUUGAUUAUGUAUCUUGCAGCAAAGUCUUCAUGUGAGCUUUACUUUAGUACAUAAGCCAUGGAAUCUAGAUUUUUACCGUGUCACUUAACUUCUCUGACUUGGUUUGGCAAAAGACGUUGACAGUAGCGCCUGCUUCAAGGACAACAGAGUUUUCCCAUACCUCCUUAAAACUGGGCCUUAACCUCAUCUUCUGCAGGCUUCCUACCUUCAGUACUGCAUUCUUGGACACCGUGAGCCAUAGGCUCAGGACACUCUGCUGUCAUCCACGCUCAUCCUUCUCACAGCACUCUCCCCUCACACCAGCACCUAGGUGUGCCCCCCUACCAAAACCAUGGGACUCCACAUCUCUUCUCUCACCUGCCUCAGUUUAUCCCGAGCUGAGGUGUGAUGUAGUGAGGAGUGGGUCUCAAAUUAUUCUCUGGGCAACUCUGUAGCAGUUCUAGUUUUUGACCGUGUGGGUUUUCACAAGCACUAGGAGUAAUUUUGCACUAUUGGUCUUGUAUAAGAUCUGUGUCUGUGUGGAGCCCGGAGAUACUAGAAGGCUUCCAGGUGUGUGGUUUGUUUUGCUACAAAUUGUUUCGAGAUACUUUGUCACCACCAGUUUGGUCUAAGGCGACCUGAGGUGAGACAUGCCCAGGACUGUCCCUGUUGUUUGCAUUAUACAGCUGCGAAGCAGUAGCAAUUGCAGACGUUGUUCUUGUAUUUCCCUUCUACCUCCUGGGGCUCUUCGAGCAUUUCCAUUAAGGCACUCCAGGACCUAACUGAAAAAACAGAUUACUUCCACUGUGUGACUUUUUCCCUAAAGGUGACCCAGGGCAUUGCAGCAAAACCUUAACUGCUGUAUAGAGACUUUGAGGUAGAACAGAUUUCACUUUGUGGUCCUUCACUGGUUAGCAGUCAACAGUUUAAGCCUUCAUAGCUGCCUUGGGUGAUUUCUGUUGUUUAUCUACAUUCACAACUCUGCUGCCCACAACACAGAGGAGAUAAUAAAUUUAUAAUUUCCACUUUUAUAAUCCAAUAGUAUCAACAACUAGUAGAAAGUAGUAGGAUAAAAAGAAAAAUCCCUAAUGUUGUAAUGUUAUCUGCCCUGGUGUGAAACAACUGAAAUGCCAGUCAGUUGUGUUCAGAGUGUUCCUCAAAUUUAUCCUCUCAUCAACUAUAUCAACUGCCUGCUGUAGUUCCUAAAUGUGCAUUAAAAAUAGGAACUGGAAACUAAAUCAAGACAGCAGAACACGUAUAUUUUUCCAAAGCUUAUGGCAGCUUUGCAUUAAGCAACUUGAUUUCAUUUAGAUAAAUUGAUUGUAAAUCUCUUAUUAAGACAUAUGUUAAUGUUCACAUGACAGUCUUUCUUAUUUUAUAUAAAUAAUAGAUAAAUGUUUGAUUGUUAAUUUUUCAGCUUGGGGACAGUUCUCUUCCACAGCUCUGAGCCACUCUCCAGAUAUAAGAUCUACUUAACCUUUCAAAUCUGAAUCUGACAUGUAGUAACAACUGUGUCAUUCUUUUGUUAAACUAUAUAAGCAACAUGUGCUUGAGGUCAGUACUUUUUCUGUAAUUGACUGCAAUUUGAAGAAAAACAAGUGUGGGUUCAGUACCUGUUUUUAGUGGUUGAUCUAGCAAAGUGCUAAGCUGUGCUCUUUGUGCUGACUUUCCUGGCAGAGAUGUGUCCAGGAUUUAGAUGGGGAUCAAGAUUAGCAUAUUUCAGGAUAGAAAUCUGAAAUUGCACAUAAUUUAUUUUUAAGAGCACUGUUAACUUUGUGUAGGGAAAAGCACAAUUGUUAUAAAUGUAGGUCAAGGAGAGUACUAUACUGAGUGUAUAUCAUACAAUUUCUGUGGUUUAAAGUAUUGAUACAAAUUCUCUCAGAAUUUACAUGUUUGACACUGUUAGUCUUAUUUCAAGUACAGCUAUGGGGAUUGUUUUUUAUUUGUAUAACUGAAAAAUAAAAAUUUCUUUUCAUGUUUUCUGCUAUAUUCUGUUCCAUAGUCCUUUGUAACACAGUUAUGGUAAUUUUAUCAAUCUUGUGCUAAUUGUAAAAAUCUGGAAGAAGAGUGUCUGCUCCUUUAAUCAGGGACUUUCUCAACACAAAAGGGGAUAUUAAGAAAAGGACGAA